Messenger RNA from Chroicocephalus ridibundus (black-headed gull), 2060 nucleotides. RefSeq names its product G protein-coupled receptor 160 (gene GPR160). The transcript is spliced from 3 exons. The coding region runs from base 537 to 1553 and encodes 338 amino acids. NCBI's taxonomy places the organism in Eukaryota, Metazoa, Chordata, Aves, Charadriiformes, Laridae. The record is from RefSeq and is a predicted model, not a curated record. Gene Ontology annotation, cellular component: signaling receptor complex; plasma membrane.
CUCCCCGCCCGCCGUGGGGAAGGGCCCGUCCCGGCGGGAAACCGGCGGGCGCCGUGGCGCCUCCUCAGCGGGCGCCGAGCGGCCGGACCGGCUGGGAGCGGGGCUGGGCGGGCAGGACAGGCCCGGCCCCACCCGACCGGCUCGGCAGCCGAGCCCUGCCCUGCCCUGCCCUUCCCCACCCCUCCCGGGUCCCCGUGCCGUGGGGAGGGGCGGAGAUGGCCGCCGCCUGAGGUGGUGGCGGCGGCGCGGGAGCCUGGGGAAGGUCCCCGCAGCACACGCCGAGGAGGAGCGCGGAGGGGCGGCGGCCGCGGCAGAGGAUGAAAUGUACAGAUGACUAGUGAAGCAGCCCGGUAGGCUUGUAACCGAGAUCAGGGGUAGCCAGUGGCUACAUCUCAAGUUGGACCGCCAAGUGCUUCUGGCUGUUCCUCGCAUCCUGCUCUUCAGGAGGCACUAACUCAAACGUUACUAACUCUGCCGAGCCGAUAUGAAGCUCUGUGCCCUGUGAUACUUACUUUGCUGAUACUCACCGUUGGAGGAUGGCUGCUGUUCUCUGUGAAAAUUGUUCUGGUCAGUACCACUACGCCCAGGUCAACCAACCUCUGGAAAUCAGCUGCAUGUUGCUCCUGAUUAUAUUCGGAAAAGUGUUCCUUGAUUUCUUCAUGUUGCAAGUUAAGCAGAGAAAUGUGAAAGUUAGUUUUAUGGGAAACUUCUGUGUUUCACUGGCACUUCUCGAUUUCAUGCUGCUGAUGAGUAUACUGUUCAUUUUUUAUUUUGAGGACUUUGCACUCUGGGGUGUGCGAUUUACAAAGUACCACGUUUGCCUAUUCACUCAGAUAACUUCUCUUAUCUACGGCAUUUUGCAUUACCCGGUGUAUGUUGUGGCUGGUCUGGAUUAUUACAUGACUAUAGCCCAAACCUCUCAAUUUCCUAAAAGAGGUCAAAGAUUACUGUAUGUAUUUGCUGUGGUUGUUAUAUGGAUGUCAGGGUUUUUUUGUAUUCUGAAAGUUCCCGCUAUCUACGAAGGACUAGAAAUUCAGAACCGUUUUUCUCCGUAUCAGUGUCCUCUCUAUGCCAGCGUGCAGAGCUACUCGGUCUCCUGUGCCAUGGUGCUGCUCAUAGGCAUGGCUCUCGUGGCUUGUCGGAAGGAAGUUCUAACCAUGCUGCUAUCUGUCAGGGUCGUUUCCUUUGCCAGUCAGCCUGUUCUGAUGUUCUCCUCUGUGUCUAACAACAGCACUUGCUUUAAGCGGCAGCUCCUGACCAGACUCCUCAUCUGUUUUCUUGGCACUUGGGCACCUUUUGUUCUCCUUCAAAUUAUCAUUUUGUUUCUCGGUGCUCGGAUUCCAGCCUACAUGGAGAUGAACGUCCCCUGGCUGUACUUCAUCAACAGCUUUCUCAUCGCAGUAGCGUACUGGUGUCGAUGUCAUGAUGUUGAAUUGACAGAGGAGAUGUGGUCUACAGAUCCAUUUGUCAGCUGGAAAUUCUGCUUUAUGCCACUUAACAAUGAAAACACAGAGCCAGCUGAUAAGCCAGGCACAGUAAUUGUGAUCUGUUAACGAGCUGCUGACUGAAAAAAAUACAAAUAAGUGCUGUGCGAUGGAAACGUGUUCUCUGACGUUCUGUGACCGUGUCCUUACAGAUAAUACAAGGAAACAUCUCCAGAGAUACAACCAGUGGAAAAAAAGUCCAACGUCUACCAAUACUGUAAUAAAUCCUGCACCAAUGUGGGACACACACACUGCUGCACUGGGUUCCAGUAAGCACCUGCCAGUUCAGAGAAUUUAAUGUGAAAGUACGGGUUUAAGUAACGACCACUACUUACAAAAAACAUGUUUUCAGUUACAGCUUAUGUUUAUGACUAGAAUUUUACACUUGCUUUAAACAGAAUGAUCUCAGGUUUUAUAGUACAAAAUGCAAUAAAGUCUUAUUCAAAGCUGAAACCCUUUUAUCAGUUGUGUACGUGCCUUAACCUACCGUCAAAGGUUCAAACAACUUUUGUGAUUAUUUUUAAGUGUAUUUUCUUGUUAAAGUGUGACUUUUUGUCAGUUUAAUUUAAGCGUUGU